AGACUGACAGCCUUACAGACUGAUAGCAAUCGGAUUCGGAGAGUCGUUGCUGUUAAACGGACUACAUUAAAAACCGCAAAAGAGUCGAUUUUACUCUUCGAUAGAUAUGUACGUACAUUUUAGUGAGAAGAGAGCCGCAAUGGUAGGCGUAGCUUUGUCCUUGGCUUAUUGUUUACUGACUUUUUGCUCGGUUGAAUGUGCCGAUUCUAGCAAAGAGUCGGUUGAACAUGUAAACAUCACAGUUAACGUCACUACUCAGGAGCCUGCAAUCACUAAAAACACAGCAAAUCAUACUUUAAACAGUCUGAAUUUGGACGGCUCUAUGAUCCAGAGGGCUUUAUACGUGCUUAUCGGCAUCACCAUUAUAGGAGUGCUUUAUUUCCUUGUUCGCGCAGUUCGUCUGAAGAAAUCUUCUACAACAAGAAAAAAAUAUGGACUUCUGGCAAACUAUGAUGACACGGUGGAGAUGGCACAGCUGGAAAGUGAUGAAGAUGACAACACUGUGUAUGAAGCCAAAUCACUGAGAAGAUGAGUCCUGAGGGCCAAGAGGAAAGGACAAUGAAGCAAUAAAGUGGAAUGGACCAAACAAAUGACCAAAAAGAGCAUCUGGACCUCGGGCUGUGGUGUGUUUGGAGCGUUAUCUUUGGUCAUAUUUUAUAUUAAAACUGCUUACCACAAGCCUCCGCUGCUGUGAAACUGUGCAAUGUGUUCUGUACCAGAUAAAUUCCUGGAGUUGUGAUGCUCUA
This is a messenger RNA of Tachysurus vachellii, 746 nucleotides long. RefSeq names its product family with sequence similarity 174 member C (gene fam174c). The transcript is spliced from 4 exons. The record is from RefSeq and is a predicted model, not a curated record. The coding region runs from base 107 to 532 and encodes 141 amino acids. Gene Ontology annotation, cellular component: extracellular region. NCBI's taxonomy places the organism in Eukaryota, Metazoa, Chordata, Actinopteri, Siluriformes, Bagridae.